AUGCUGCCGCUGCUCCGGAGCUCCGAGCACAAUCAGGCCGACGGUGAGGAGCUUCAGCCCGGCCGAGGAGGCUCCGUUCCCGCUCACGCGGACCUGCCGGCUCUCAGCUGGUUGAAACUCAGUGAGAACGAGUUGACGGUGAUCAAUGAGACGGUCUUCCAGUCUCUGCCUGCACUAACAUAUCUGGACCUGCUUGGUAACCCUUUCACCUGUGACUGCUCUAAUGUCGGCUUCAUCCAAUGGGUGAUUAGCAACAACCAGACACAAGUUGUUAACGCCUAUCAGUACACUUGUUCCUUUCCUCCCAGUAAACAAGGAAGCAAGCUGCUGGACUUUGACAUCCAGUCCUGCUGGAUGGACGUUAACUUCCUCUGCUUCAUUUCCAGCACUUGUCUGGUUGUGCUAACUCUCCUCACAUCCUUCAUCUACCACUUUCUGAGGUGGCAGCUAACCUACGGCUUCUACCUCUUCCUGGCCUUCCUCUAUGACAGCAAGAAGAGGAAGAAGGAAGCUCCUCACUGCUACGACGCCUUCAUCUCCUACAACGUUCGUGACGAGGCCUGGGUUUACCAAGAGAUGCUUCCAGUGCUGGAAGGAGAGCAGGGCUGGAGACUCUGUCUGCACCACAGAGACUUCCAACCAGGUAAGCCCAUCAUAGAGAACAUCACAGAUGCCAUCUACAGCUGCAGGAAGACCAUCUGUGUGAUCAGCCGUCACUACCUGCAGAGCGAGUGGUGCUCCAGAGAGAUCCAGAUGGCCAGCUUCCGUCUGUUUGAUGAGCAGAAGGACGUGUUGAUCCUGCUGUUUCUGGAGGACAUCCCUGCUCAUCAGCUGUCUCCAUACUACCGCAUGAGGAAGCUGGUGAAGAGACGCACCUACCUGAGCUGGACGCAGGCUGGUGGACACAAAGGAGUCUUCUGGCAGAACGUACGGAGAGCUCUGGAGACGAGGGACGCUCCCAACGAGACCACCGACCUGCUGACCGGACCUCCAGGACGCUUUCGCCAAGGAUGCAGACGUCUUGAUGCUGAAGUUCCUUAA
Messenger RNA from Scomber scombrus (Atlantic mackerel), 1041 nucleotides. Its product is annotated as toll-like receptor 13. Bases 1 to 1041 code for a protein of 346 amino acids. Gene Ontology annotation, molecular function: transmembrane signaling receptor activity; protein binding. Gene Ontology annotation, cellular component: membrane. The record is from RefSeq and is a predicted model, not a curated record. The transcript has 4 exons. NCBI's taxonomy places the organism in Eukaryota, Metazoa, Chordata, Actinopteri, Scombriformes, Scombridae. Gene Ontology annotation, biological process: immune response; toll-like receptor signaling pathway; inflammatory response.